AUGGAGACUCUCCUCUUACGCCAAUAUGCCGCUACCAUCCAAUCUACAAACACUGCAGUGUCAUAUUCAGCCGGCCAUAUAGUCCUGUCCUACGUGACAUCGCUACUAGGAUGCAUCACCACCUUGGAAUUGCUGCAGCGUCGAACCUCGACCCGCGGCGCAUACAAUGGAUUCCUUCUUGCCAUGUCAGCAGUCACUAUGGGCGGAAUCUCCAUUUGGGGAAUGCAUUUUGUCGCUAAUGGAGCCGUCAUCCUCGACCACGGAGCUCCUGACCGCCAGAUUGUGUACAAGCCCACUUUCACCGCGAUCUCCUUCUUGGUACCGAUCGUCGUCCUCUUGAUGGCCUUCUACAUGGUCGGAGUUUGGGCCAGAGCUGGGCAAAUCUGUAUCGCAGUCGCCUGUCUGCUCACGGGGGCGGCAGUUUGUGGCAUGCACUCACUGGAACAAUACGGAGUGGAGAAUUACACAUGUUCAUACAAGGUCAAGAACCUGGUGGGCUCUGCCAUAAUUUCGGUGAUGACUAGUUUUAUUGCCUUGAGUGUCUUCUUCCGCCUGCGGGACACAUGGACGGAUUGCUGGUGGAAAAGAUUCAUCUGUGGUGCAAUACUUGCCGUUGCCGUCUCGGGUAUGCAUUGGACGGCGGCUGUGGGAACCAUGUACAAGUGGAAAGGAGACUCGGCUGUCCAUAGCCGCCUCAAUUCCCAAACCACAAUUGUUGCUGCUACUCUAUCAAUGGGCGCAUGCAUGGUGCUUCUAGUCAUCGCUUUCAUUCGAAGCCGCCGCAUGCGGAGGGCCAGAAUCAAGGCACAACGUCUUGUCCUGGCUUGUGCUUAUUUCGACGAAGAUGGCAAGUUGAUGGUCACGGAAGAAGGCAUCUUGCCGAGCGAGAAAAUCACCAACCAUUACCUAGAAAAGACCUUUGGAGAGGACGAACUGAGCCGGUCCCAGGCCACUUUUCUCUGGGUGUAUAGGGCGUCUCGGAAUUGGGCAGUGCUGAAGGAGCUCAUCCCUGUCAUGACAGAAUACAUCAAGACAGAUCCAGCAGCGAAGAGGUACCGCCCCGGCCACACCGCUUCCAACUCGCUCGAUGACGCAAGCGAGGUUUCGCUCCAUUUCUCCCCUGUCUUCAAGCAACUGUUCUGCAUGGCAGCAGAACGGCUAGCAAAUCGGAUUCACGAACCCCUAGAGCAGCUUGGGACGUUAUUUGAAGAACCAUUGGAGACGGGAGCACUCUUCAUAUUCGUACAAAGCAGGACCGCUCUGACUGACCUUUCUCCCCAGACUGGAAGCCAGGCAGACGUUGAAAGUGGCCACUCUGUUGCGAGAGGCAAAUACCUUUUUGUCACCCGCCGCCUUGAUGUUGACGAGACGUUCAAGUUUGCGGCUCUUGGGUACCGGUUUGCCGCUGUGGCACGAAUUGCCGAACCCAUGGCUAAGAGGAUGCAGAUCAACCGUGAUGACUUGGUGGCUCGGAUGAGACGCAUGCAGAUCAGUGUUUGCCUUGAGAAUUUACCAGCGCCGGGAGUCCAUCUGGCAUGUUUCAUGCUCCGACCGAGCAUCUGCAAAAGCUUCGACGUCUUAGUCCCCGAGUCGAGACAAAACCAGCUGCCUCACGUCAGCAUCCAACCGGAUGACCUGACUCUAGAACAAUGGACUCAGAUUGGCCGUUUGUUUGACGAAUCCACUGUCUCAAAUGUUCUCGGCAUGCUCCUGGACCGAUGUCAUGCGGUGGAUCUGGACGAAGACAUAGCCUCGCGACUUUAUGAAGCAAUCAUGAAGCUGGUCAGCCUGAUUGGAAGCUCCGAUACUGUGAUGCAAGCCAAAUUCUCGGCCAGAGCAGUCCAUGUUCCCUGUCAGCAGGCCCCAGGGUGCCCCGGGACAGCGACCUGUACUUUUCUGACUGUAAGGAUGAUAAGAGAUGUGCGCACCUCCUCGCCCAGCACAGAACUGGUAUACGUGCCGCUUUCCUCCUUCAGCCUGCAGCAACAGUAUCAGACCGUGGGAUGGUACGACGAACAAUUUGCACGCGAAGUCAAGGCGGAGUUCGGUCACCUUCUGCAAGACGGUGCGAGACGAAGACGAUUCAACAGUGUCCGGGUUGGUCGGCUGUCGACGUCGCCCGGCCCAAGCAGUCAUCCUCCAGGAUUAUCGAGAGCCAGGAUCCGCCAAAGCCUCGCAGAAAGAUGCCAUCCCAGUCGCAACCGUGGCAGCGACCGGGACCGGGACCGGGACACGAGGACGCUUGUCAGUUUAGGAUCGGAUCAACCUAAGAGAUUAGAUGGACCGGGAACGCUGGUAGCAAACCCAGAAGGAGAAAGUCCUCCACUCAACGAGGACAGCGCCGAAGGCCCGCCGGAUCGACGAGGAUCUGUUGCAACGACAGUUCGAACAGGGAAUUGGGUUGCGGAACUUCUGGCUCUUUUCCAAUUGCGCACAGAGAGCUGGAGAUCAGUACGCUCUGCAACGGAAGAAUCACCUGAUUUCAACGUGCUGAACACAGGUGUCCAUGGUACCUCUGAGCCUGUUACCAGGAACAACACCCGUACUCGAGUUUGA
Messenger RNA from Capronia coronata CBS 617.96, 2556 nucleotides. RefSeq lists its product as uncharacterized. The record is from RefSeq and is a predicted model, not a curated record. The transcript is spliced from 4 exons. NCBI's taxonomy places the organism in Eukaryota, Fungi, Ascomycota, Eurotiomycetes, Chaetothyriales, Herpotrichiellaceae. The coding region runs from base 1 to 2556 and encodes 851 amino acids.